This is a messenger RNA of Tarenaya hassleriana, 1376 nucleotides long. RefSeq names its product hsp70 nucleotide exchange factor fes1-like. The record is from RefSeq and is a predicted model, not a curated record. The transcript is spliced from 6 exons. The coding region runs from base 112 to 1245 and encodes 377 amino acids. Lineage: Eukaryota; Viridiplantae; Streptophyta; Magnoliopsida; Brassicales; Cleomaceae.
GGGUCUUCUAGAACCUUCGUCACUAGAAUAGAGAGAGUCUUGGAAAGACAAAAUACGCGACGCCGUUUCUUUAGGCUUCUUUUUGUUUUCCUUGCAAAAGAGCUUCUUUCAAUGGCGAAAGACGGACCCAACUGGGAUGGACUGCUUAAAUGGAGUCUCUCUCACGCCGACGGUACUCGACCUACUCGCCAGUUGAGUGAGGAGGAUCGAAAAUGGUUUACGGAGGCUAUGCAGUCACAGACUGUUGAUGUGGUCAAGCGGAUGAAGGAGAUUACGCAGGUUAUGCAGACACCUGAACAAGUUUUGGAGGCUCAGGGAGUAACACCUGAAGAUAUCGAAGAUAUGCUGGAUGAGCUGCAAGAACACGUUGAGUCUAUCGAUAUGGCUAAUGAUCUCCACUCUAUUGGAGGCUUGAUCCCUCUUCUUGGCUACUUGAAAAACUCCCAUUCUAAUAUCCGCGCAAAAGCUGCAGAUGUUGUUAGUACAAUCGUUCAAAACAACCCCAGGAGUCAGCAACUGGUUAUGGAGGCCAACGGUUUAGAGUCAUUGCUCUCAAACUUUACUUCAGAUCCAGACAUGCAUACUCGAACACAAGCUCUUGGUGCAAUAUCAUCUUUGAUUCGACACAACAAACCCGGGGUCACAGCUUUCAAACUCGCAAAUGGGUAUGCUGGCCUAAGAGAUGCUUUAGCAUCUGAUAGUGUAAGAUUUCAAAGGAAAGCUCUGAACUUGCUCCAUUAUCUCCAACACGAGAACGACACAGACUGCAACAUCGCGAGUGAACUUGGAUUUCCCCAUGUAAUGAUGCAUCUGGCCUCAAGUGAAGAUGCUGAUAUCAGAGAAGCCGCACUAAGAGGACUUCUCGAGCUAGCCAAGGACAGAAAUGAUGGUAGUGGCUGUAGCAUAGAGAAAGACGAUGAGAAGUUGAGGCAGAUUCUGGAAGAACGGGUGAAAGGCAUAAGCUUGAUGUCACCCGAGGAUCUCGGGGCAGCCAAGGAAGAGAGACAGCUUGUGGAUUCACUAUGGAACACAUGCUACAAUGAACCGUCUUCUCUCAGAGAGAAAGGUCUUCUUGUUCUUCCCGGUGAAGAGGAACCACCGCCUGAUGUGGCCAGCAAACACUUCGAGCCUCCUCUCAGAGCUUUUGCUGCAAAUCGGAAUGCAUCUGAGAAGGAGGAACCUCCUAAAUUACUCGGACCCGCUCCUUCGACUGGGACAGGCCAUGGAUCAGACAACCCUAGUUAAGAAUUUCCUGUACCAGAUUCAAUCUCUCCACAGUUUCCUCGCAGGUUGUUUUUAUGUGUUUGUCGGAUCUGCAGUCAAUGAAUCUCUGAAUUUUUAUUGAUGGGGUUACUUCAAAUCCCAAGUUCCCUCCA